UCCAUCUUGAAGUUGGCCAGGUUGAGAACCACUGCUCUAGGUGGGGUAGGCUUCAACUCCCCAAUUUGUUUUCAGUGGCCAGGCUUAUUAUGGAUUCUGGGAGAUGAAGUGGGCACUAUAUUUCCCUUUAUCUGCUUCUUUGUUCUUCAAAUAGAAGUGGUCCCACUGCCAUUCUUUCUCCACUCCUUUCAAGCUGUCAUUACUCUGGGUGGCUUUAACCACCGCGUCCUUUAUGGUGUGCCCCAUCCUUCUCUACAGAUGCUGCGGGACAAGUUCCGGGAAUUCUCACGGGACACCAGCACCAUUGGUCAGGAGAGAGUGGACAGUGUCAACCGGCUGGCGGACGAGAUGAUCUCCACUGGCCAUUCUGAAAAUGCCACCAUUGCGGAGUGGAAGGACAGCUUGAACGAGGCCUGGGCAGAUCUCCUGGAACUCAUUGACACCAGAAGCCAGAUGUUGGCAGCUUCUUAUGAGUUACACCGCUUCUACCACGAUGCCCGGGAGACUCUCAGCCAGGUUCAGAACAAACAGAAGCAGCUCCCGGACGAAGCAGGGCGGGACCUCAACACGGCUGAAGCCCUGCAGCGGAUGCACACAGCCUACGAACAUGACAUUCAGGCCUUGAGCGCACAGGUAAAACAGGUACAGGACGAUGCAGCACGGCUGCAGAAGGCCUAUGCUGGGGAAAAGGCUGAUGACAUCCGGAAGCACGAGCAGUCGGUGAGCGAGGCCUGGUCUGACCUACUCAGCCGCAGCAGCGACCGUCGCCAACUCCUUGUGGACACUGUGGACAAAUUCCGCUUUUUCGGCAUGGUGCGGGACCUUCUGCUGUGGAUGGAUGACAUCAACCUUCAGAUAGAUGCACAGGAGAAGCCCAGGGAUGUGUCAGCUGCUGACCUGGUCAUCAAGAAUCAUCAAGGGAUCAAGGCCGAGAUGGAGGCCCGGACCGACAGCUUCAAUGCCUGCAUAGCUAUGGGAGACGACUUGUUGGCUAAGGGGCACUACGCUUCUACGAAGGUUCGUGUAGUGGCAGUGCAAAAGACCGUGGUUAUUGCGAGGAACUAGAGACAUAUUUUGACUUCUUCCUAUUAAGAAAAGUCUAGAAGCGUAGAGCUCAUUCUGAGCUGACCUGUUUGUUUUUCCAUUCUUGCUUGCUGAACAAGGUGAAUCUUCAAACAGCUUCAAAGUUUUUCCUGCUCUGAAAGUCUCAGACUUUGUAAUCUCAGCGCCACAGGCCU
This is a messenger RNA of Notechis scutatus (mainland tiger snake), 1238 nucleotides long. NCBI's taxonomy places the organism in Eukaryota, Metazoa, Chordata, Lepidosauria, Squamata, Elapidae. The record is from RefSeq and is a predicted model, not a curated record.